AAGAACGUUUUCAUCACAACAUCAUCACAAAUCCGUGAAUUCCGUUUUUAACCGUGAUCCAACGUGAUUGCGAACGUGUUUCGUUGAUCGCCCGGGGGCCGCCAGCGCCAACACCACAGCGGAGAGCGCACUUCGUUCCCUCACCUCACCGGCUAUCCCAAAACACCAUGGUCAUGUUACGCGCGGCAGCACUCCUAUCCUCCGCACGACGAAUCCCGCUGAUCAAGUUCCGCAAAGGUGGACCCUUCCUGGACGUCGCCAGCCAGUCGACGGGCGGUGCGGCCGGUACUUCCGCGGCAGCCACACCCGCGCACGCCCGCUCGGUAUCGUCCGGAGAAGCGAUCGAGGAGUGGCAGCUGCCGGCUCGCUAUCGUCGAAAACCGAUCGAUGAGGUGGAGAUGGAGUGGAUCAACCGUGGAGGACCACCGGCGUAAUGUGAGUCCCUUGUUGCGGUUGUGUCCCCCUAGUCAGCAAACAGCAGCAGCAGCAGGAGCGCGCGUGGGAUGGGAGUUAGUGAGUUAGGAAAUCAUUUACUAUACGGUACAACCAACCAGCAGACCGGUCCUUCCUGAUCCUGUAGAGUUUCAGAUGGAGGUGUGUCUUACGGAAAUCAAUCGUCCCAAGUGCGAUGGCGUGUAUCGACGAUGACAACGGUGCGGUACGCUCAGCAGGAUACGUUUAAGACGAACGCAGUAACCGCGGACAUCGGUACUUCGUAACGAAUCUAUCGCAUCGCCAAACCCGGCGCGUUUGCAGCUAAUAAAUCCUUCUAUCGAUAUCACAAACAUGGUGCUACACAUAUUAAACACACAGGAUACGUCGUUUAC
Messenger RNA from Anopheles darlingi, 827 nucleotides. RefSeq names its product alpha-ketoglutarate dehydrogenase component 4. Bases 168 to 434 code for a protein of 88 amino acids. Gene Ontology annotation, biological process: 2-oxoglutarate metabolic process. The transcript has 3 exons. The record is from RefSeq and is a predicted model, not a curated record. NCBI's taxonomy places the organism in Eukaryota, Metazoa, Arthropoda, Insecta, Diptera, Culicidae.